Messenger RNA from Penicillium macrosclerotiorum, 1002 nucleotides. RefSeq names its product FAD-dependent oxidoreductase. The coding region runs from base 1 to 1002 and encodes 333 amino acids. The transcript is spliced from 3 exons. Gene Ontology annotation, cellular component: mitochondrion. The record is from RefSeq and is a predicted model, not a curated record. NCBI's taxonomy places the organism in Eukaryota, Fungi, Ascomycota, Eurotiomycetes, Eurotiales, Aspergillaceae. Gene Ontology annotation, molecular function: oxidoreductase activity.
AUGAGUUCCCAGCGCGAAGACUCAAUCCCGCAUGAGUUGCGCACGGCAGCGGAACCUCGGCAAAACAGACUUUAUCCGGUGCGCCUGACGCAUGUAGAACAAGUCAAUUCUUCGGUCCGAUUGUUACAAUUCGCGAUACCUACUCAGGAGAGCCAUAAUGACAAGCAACAACCGUUUUCAUUCCUUCCUGGCCAGUGGCUGGACGUUCAUAUUCCCUCCAUCACCCAGGCUGGGGGAUUUACUAUAACCUCCACCCCUGCAGAUGCCCAGCCCCUAUCACUGCCUAUAUCACCUACAGAGACCCUGGCAGGUGAGGAGGCCGGCUCAUCCAUUGCGUGGCAAGGACGAGCACCUUUUGUUGAGCUAGCUGUCCAAGAAUCCCCAAACAACCCGUCCGCAGCAUGGCUGUGGCGGCCGAAAGAGCAGAUUCUCGGCAGGGAACUCAACAUCCGUGUUGGCGGAAGCUUUGUUUGGCCCCCAACUGGAGUUGACUUACACAGUGUAAAGAACGUGAUUCUCAUUGCUGGUGGUGUUGGGAUCAACCCUCUUAUCUCCAUUCUUUCCCAUCUCAAUAACCAAAGUCAACCACCUCAGCCUUUGGACAUUCAUUUUCUCUACUCCAGUCGGGUGCCCCAGGAGCAUGAGUCCUCGCUGGAUGCUGUUCUGGACCAGGUCCUGUUCCUCGCCAGGCUUCGUCAAAUCAUUCGCUCCCAAUCCCAAUCACACCGUCUGCGGAUCUCUGUAGAUCUAUUUUUAACGAAUUUGGCCUCGAAUCAUCUCACUUCGUCUGACAUCCCCGCAGACCUCGUCAUCCAUCCUCGGAGAAUUAGUAGACAAGAUCUCCACUCGGCGGUUGCGGGAAGGGAUGGUAAACUCGAUCCACAGAACGCAGUAGCUUAUGUUUGUGGGCCUCCGAAAAUGACGGAUGAAAUGGUGGAGUUGCUAAAAGGUAACCUUGGAGAGGGGGGAGAGGAGAGAGUCUUCUUUGAGAAAUGGUGGUGA